CAGAUUUGGACGCAUGCGCAAUUCAUUGUUUUGACUGAAAAUGCCGUCGGUUUCGAAAACGGCGGCCAAUGCGUCUCCUCAAACCGAGAAACCUACCCACUAUACAUACUUGAAGGAGUUCAGGACAGAGCAGUGCCCAUUGUUUCUCCAGCACAAGUGUACGCAGCACAGACCCUUUACGUGCUUUCAUUGGCAUUUUCUCAACCAGCGGAGAAGACGACCCAUUAGGAGGAGAGACGGAACCUUUAACUACAGCCCUGACGUGUACUGCACCAAAUACGACGAGACCACAGGAAUUUGCCCAGAUGGAGAUGACUGCCCUUAUUUACACCGGACCACUGGUGACACAGAGCGCAAGUACCAUCUACGCUAUUACAAGACUGGCACUUGUAUCCAUGAGACAGACGCUCGAGGGCAUUGUGUGAAGAAUGGCCUCCACUGUGCUUUUGCUCACGGGCCACAUGAUCUCCGACCUCCAGUCUAUGAUAUCAGAGAGAUCCAAGCACAAGAGGCCCUCCAAAAUGGACAGCUGGGGUCUGGGGAAGGGAUUCCUGAUCUGCAGCCUGGUGUGUUAGCUAGUCAGGCUAUGAUUGAAAAAACCCUGACGGAAGACCCCCGCUGGCAAGAUACCAACUUUGUUUUAGCCAAUUAUAAAACAGAUCAGUGUACUAAGCCCCCGAGACUAUGCAGACAGGGCUAUGCUUGUCCCCAUUACCACAACAGUAGAGAUCGAAGACGAAAUCCACGCAAGUUCAAGUACAGGUCAACUCCUUGUCCAAACGUGAAACAUGGGGAUGAAUGGGGCGAGCCUUCGAAGUGUGACAGUGGGGACAGCUGCCAGUAUUGUCACUCUCGCACUGAACAGCAGUUUCACCCGGAGAUCUACAAAUCUACCAAAUGCAAUGAUAUGCGGCAAACUGGAUACUGUCCCAGAGGACCGUUCUGUGCAUUUGCACAUGUAGAAAGAAUUCCCUCGACAGAAGAGACCAUGAGCUCAUUGCUAACAGCGAUCCAGUCGAGUUCACAGUCCCAGCUGGGCUCUCAGCAGUAUUCAGAGUGUCCCGUCAGUGAGUGGAACAGUGGAGGCAACUCCACCACCAGUGCAACCAGUAGCAACGGCCAAGUAGGAAGUGUUUCAUGUUCUAAUAGCUCAACUGUAACUCCAAGCUCAGGAAGCGACAGUUUGUUAUCCCCUGUGGGAUCCAUCAGCAGGCCCAAAUCCUUAACUAAUAGUAGUUUAUGUUCAGAGUCGACCACAUCCAGUGUCUCAUCUCUGACGUCUAACUAUCCUAAAGCUCCGGGCUUUGAACGUGAGGAUCAGAUUAAAAACAAGGGACAGGGGGAUCAAAAGAUGAUGGACCAAGAUAAACAGACACAAAAUACUGUAUUCUCUGCGGUGAACCCUUUGGCAUCAAGCUUUACCUCCAGUAUAACAUCCAGCUUGGCAUCCAGUAUUGGCUCAGAUAGUUCCUCACCCACCACCUUAUCAACAAUGAAUGCAAAAGCCACUCCUUUCUAUCCAGGGAGCAACACGGUGGAGUCCGUCAUAGGGUCUGCGCUCGACCUCAACUUCAGUGACAUUAACGUUGCGUCUCUCGAUAAGGAGUUGGAGGAACAAGAUAGCAAUGUAGGAUUGACAAGCCAGCGGGUGCUAAGUGGAUCUGCUCCCGUGAACAUUCCCGGCUCCCUCGCACGAUCGUCCUCUUUCAAUUCCUCCUCAUCGCUCUCCACCUCCCCUCUAAGCUCCCUCUCCCAGUCCCUCUCUCAGUCUCUGCUCUCCGGAACGGUGUCUCAGCAAAAUCCACCUUCGGCAAUGUUGGCCAAGCAAGAGCACGGCCUCCUGGGGACACCCACCUCCUCUUCUCAGAACUCUUUGGGCUUGAACGGAGGAGCUAGCAACAUUUGGGACUUUGUAAGUGGCAGCUUUUCACCCAGUCCAUCCCCGGUUUACAGCAGCCUAACCUCUGCAACCAGCAGUGCUGAUGUGGCGCGCCUCUUCAGAGAGCUGGAUGAGGCCAAGAGGAAGAUCAAACAAUGGGAGGAGGCCUGGCAUCAGGUCAAGCAGGCCUGCGAAGCCUGCCAGAAAGAUGCUCACGAAGCAAAGGAACAAGCGAAGACGGCCGAGGCGGAGCGGCAGCUGGCGGAGCAGAAGUGGGAGGAAACCGAACGCAAGCUGAAGGAGCUCCAAGGGGACUUUGACGUGCUUUGUCGCACCCCCGGGACACCUCUUCUACGUAGCUACGGCGAGCUGGACCAGCUCCCUUUGUCAAAGCUUCACUCCAUCCAGAGUCAGCUGCGUAAUGACCUAGACCUAAUAGACGGGGUUAUAUAUCAGCUUCAGUCAAAGAAAUGUAUAGUUUGCCAAAAGCAUGAUCGUUGCAUUGUUCUGCAGCCUUGCCAACAUUAUGUACUAUGUGAGAACUGUGCACCUAGUAAAACAGAAUGCCCCUACUGUAGAACAAAAAUACUGAAGUGGUGAUGUACAAUUACUCAAGGUACUAUUUAAAGAUUUAGCCCUUUGAAAAACUACUAAUAGAUAUUACAUUUUCUAUAGAGCAAUGUCUGUUUCAUACAGUGAUUGAUUUCAGUAAGAAUGAAAUGAUGCUUGACUGAUGAAACCACGGUGUUAAUCGGACUCUGUAAAGGGGAUUCUUUUAGUUUUUGCCUGUUUUAUGUGAACACCCGCUGAAUUUCUCUCCAAUACGAAAAGCCCUGUGCGUAAAAUUAGAGCACUGUAUCACCUGCAGCACUCGUCUGACCUCUCUCAUCUUCCACAUGAAUUACACAGUUUUCCCCACAUGACUUUAAAAUAAAAAUAAGAUAAGGUAAAAAAAAAAAAAAAAAAAUGGCACAUGCAACUAUUAAGGUUGGGUAAAAGUUCAAUGCACAAAGACUUUAAAGUGUGUGAGGUGGUAUUUUUGCCCACGUUACCGUUCGUCAUUUGAUCUUUAGUACUUCACACUGCACUUACUGGUUUCUUGAGGAUAACGGCAUCUUUCACGCAAUGCACUUCACCUAAACUUUCAGAGCGAUUUCAGUGGACUUCAGCAGGAAAUAUUCGUAAACUCGGUCAAAUGUUUUAGUAAAGAGCAGAAAAUUAUAUUUGAUAAAAAAAUGAAAUGUACUUUAAUACGCUGUCUUAACCAAAAAUAUGUCUGUCCUAGUUUUAAAACUUUCUAAGAUAUCCUUUGUCACAAGUCAUUUUUUUAGUCAUUUUGCGAGCGAGAAAAGUUUGUUAGAAAAGGUUCUUAAAUUUGUCGAAGGCAGCUUUCCGACGAGCCGACACGCAGUCACAGAGAAAUAAAUGUAAAAAAAACAAACAAACAAAAAAAAAACCCUCCUUAAGAGAACGGUGAUGUUGAAUGUAAAACAGGCAAAGCUAAAGCAGAUUUUUAUUUAAAGAGGAAUACAACUAAACCAAGAAACCAGAUGAACAAAAGCAGAAAUCCUCCUUUGUUGUGAUUUUUACACGUGACGAUAACGCCGAUAAAUCUGUCACUGAUCAGACUAAUUUGUUUUAAAUGUUCGUGGACUCGUUUCCAUUAAACACUGAGGCUGAUUUUAGCCAAAAUAUCCCACUGCAGUGAAAAAAACAAACAGAAUGUGCGAAUUUUUAAAGAUCUAACCAGACCUGUGUAUGUGUGCGUGCGUGCGUGUGUGUAAACCAGACUCGUCACAACAACAGAACUCAUGAAUGUUUCGUCCUCUGUGUUCCUCUUUAAGUAAAGUUUUGUCGAACCCAAACUUUUUUCAUACAAAUAACAUUUUUCUUAUAAAAACGACCAGUCAAGCAUCAUUAUUUUGACCAACUUUCUGAAGAGGUUUGAUUUUUCUUAUUAAAGCACUUUGUUGAUGUGGGACUUUAUUAAAGGGUAUAUAGAAAUUUGCUUUAAGCUGCUUUGUAGGUAUUCUUUUUGUGUCUUUUUGUAGAUUUAUACAUUUUUUUCUAUAUAAGCUAAUGUCUGAAGCUUUUGUGUGUACUGUGAAACAUAAUUUGAAUAUUUCAUGUUUCCUAUUGUUAAAUCAUGGCAUGGUUCUACAUAUUAUUAAGAUUUCAUAGAAAAAAAUACUUAAUAGUUUCUACUUUUCAUAGUUAGAUUUAUAAAAUUUCAAUCAAAUAAGUGCAAAUUUAAAAUGUAUUUUAGGCAUAACCAGCAGCUGUAAUAUCAGUAAGGCACAUGCUACAUGUUAAGGCUAUUAUUCAAUCAAUUAGUUUUUGUUUUUGUUUUUUUUUGUAGAGAUUUCUAUAGCCUAGCCAUUAGAAAGCAUGUAUUGUAUUUGCUAAAAGCCUGAAACAGUGGGUUUUGUUUUGUUUUAUUUUCUUUCCCUUUUUUUUUUUUCUUUUUUUUUUUUUUUUUAGUAGGAAUCUAGCCUCCUGACCUUGACUAGAACAUAUCGGCCUCUAACUCUAAAGUGCCUUGCCUUUAGUCAUAAAGAUAAUGUGUAAAAUUGUCCGAGCAAAACACAAGUAGUUGAAGCUUGUGCACAGGUUUCUGCUAAAUUCGUAACAUCCGUAUAUGCGCAUAUAUAUAUAAAUAUGUAUACAUACAAAUGCCAGUGUAUUUCGGCCCGAUCUCAUUUAAGUAUUUCCGCGGAUGAUAAUUGAAACCAGACAUUGUCGGUGCCUGUGUCCUGACUUCAACCUUAUAGACGAACAUCCCCUUCCACCCACCCACUCAUUCCUCGGUCGUGGUGCUCUUUUGGUGCAGCUUCAGUCUUUGAAAUUAGGUUUUACAAUUUAAAAACUUCUGGGAGUAUGCAAAUGUAAUGUAGGACACAUGAAUUUGUAUAGCAACAUCUAACAAAAAAAAAAACUUAACUAAACAAACAAAAAAAAAAAACGCUUUUUAAACAGUUGGGUAACUUUAACGUAACCGCAGAGAAUGAGGAAUUCCGUAGUUUAACCUGUAAGUUGGACUUUGCAUAGGAUUUGUGCUUAGUUUGUCGAAUUGAAAUGACCUUCUACUGUGUUAAAUCUUUUAUUCUUGCUUUAAAUUCAAUAGAAAAUCAUGUAUCUCCAGGUACACCUUUUUGCUACUUAUAAAUAUGGGAGGAUGCAUUGUUUACAUUCACUUAAAUGACAAUUAAGCAACUCAGAGGAAAAAUAUCAAGACAAGUUAUGGUAUUUUAGCAUUUUCAUGAUUAUAUUACAGCAUAAAAGGCAGGCUAAGCACUUCUGGUAUUGCAUGUUAUGCGAUAUAUUAACCAGCUAUAAAAAAAAAUAAUAAUAAAAUUUAAAAAAAAAAAAAAAAAAAAGGUCGCACUGUGUCACACUGCCAGAAUAUUUGUAUUGACUUACUUUUAGAGUAGUAAAGGCUUAAUAAUUUCCGCAAGCUUCGCUGCUACUGGAAAAGGUAUUAAUGUAGUUUCUUGUAAUACAUUUAGAUGUUUGAAUGUUGUUGUGCAUCCACAGCUCAGAUUUCAGAAUCUAUGGAAUAGUCUGUCUUCUUAACCUGACUAAACCUUAUUUGAUUGAAUUUUUCCUUUUCAUUUGUAAAUCCAUUCGAGUCAGAUUUUCACUACUUUUGCAAAUCACCUAGAAUGAUGUCACAGACCUGUUCUGCUAUAGAUUGUCCCUUUUUUUAAAACAAAAAAAUUAUUGUUAUUAUUAUUAUUAUUAUUAAUGUCUUUGUGUUGCGUUUCGUUUCCUCCGUACACUGAAUAGCGGUGUACGGCGCAGCUAAUUUCACAGGGUCUUUUGGUGGGUUUUUGUUUCGCCUGUGAAGCCAACUAAAUUAAUGAUGUCUAGAGUGAAAUUCUAAACAAAAAACAAAAAAAAAAAACUGAACCAAAGUGGUGUUCGAGUAGCUGUCCAAAUAUGUAUUCUAAAGGGAAAAUUUACCCUAGA
Molecule: messenger RNA, 5848 nt
Organism: Sphaeramia orbicularis (orbiculate cardinalfish)
Lineage: Eukaryota; Metazoa; Chordata; Actinopteri; Kurtiformes; Apogonidae
Gene: unkl
Product: unk like zinc finger
Exons: 16
Coding region: 41-2479 (812 amino acids)
Molecular function (GO): metal ion binding
Source: RefSeq, a predicted model, not a curated record